Molecule: messenger RNA, 1152 nt
Organism: Aspergillus wentii DTO 134E9
Lineage: Eukaryota; Fungi; Ascomycota; Eurotiomycetes; Eurotiales; Aspergillaceae
Product: D-galactonate dehydratase
Exons: 3
Coding region: 1-1152 (383 amino acids)
Biological process (GO): amino acid catabolic process; D-galactonate catabolic process
Molecular function (GO): galactonate dehydratase activity
Source: RefSeq, a predicted model, not a curated record
AUGGCCAAGAUCAAAUCCGUCGAGUACUUCCGCGUCAAGCCUCGUUGGCUCUUCGUCAAAGUCACCGAUGAGCAGGGACGUAUCGGAUGGGGUGAAGCUACCUUGGAGGGACACACGCAGGCAGUGGAGGGGUCAUUGGACGAGAUCAUCACUCGGAUAAUUGGAUAUGAAGCUGAUGACAUCGAGCAUAUCUGGCAGACAGUCUGGCGAUUGGGAUUCUACCGCGGCGGACCGGUGUUCAUGUCUGCCUUGUCGGGAAUUGACAUUGCGCUUUGGGAUUUGAAAGGACGAAAUCUCGGGGUUCCUGUGUACCAGUUACUCGGUGGGAAAGUGCGGAAUAAGGUGCAGGUGUAUGCGUGGGUUGGAGGUGAUCGACCUAGUGAUGUCGAAGUGGCAGCAAAAGCACGCAUCGCCCAAGGCCUCAAAUGCAUCAAGAUGAACGCAACCGAAGACCUCAACUGGCUCGAUUCUCCCGCCGCCAUUGACUCCUGCGUCGAGCGCCUAAAACAAGUCAAAGCCCUCGGCCUCGAUGCAGGACUUGAUUUCCACGGCCGUCUACACAAGCCCAUGGCUAAACAACUAGCCAAAGCCCUCGAACCGCAUCGUCCACUUUUCAUCGAAGAGCCGUUACUAUGCGAACAUCCUGAAGCCAUCAAACAGUUAUCCCAGCAGACUACAAUCCCCAUCGCGCUCGGAGAACGGUUGUACACUAGAUGGGACGCGAAGCGGUUUCUGGAGGAUGGCUCGAUAGACGUCCUCCAGCCGGAUAUCGCGCACGCGGGCGGAAUAUCCGAGACGAAGCGCAUUGCCAGCAUGGCGGAGACGUAUGAUGUAGCUAUUGCGCCGCAUUGUCCAUUAGGUCCGAUUGCGCUGGCCGCCUCUAUCCAGGUUGCAUUGUCGACGCCAAAUUUUGUGAUCCAGGAAAUGUCGCUGGGUAUGCAUUAUAACGUUGAAGCGGGCGAUAUUGAUCUGAAUAGCUAUCUGGUCGAUAAGACGGUAUUUGACAUAGCAGAGGGCUUCGUCAAGGCGCCAUCUGGAGCCGGAUUAGGAAUUGAAAUUGACGAGGACCUGGUGAGGAGAAUCUCCACCGACACGGAGCCAUGGCAGCCAAAGGAGUUUUACGGCGAGGAUGGGGCGAUUCGCGAGUGGUAG